GUACCCUGCCUGCGCGGAGACCAGUGGGGGAUGGAUGCUCGAGGGAUGCGCACGCCCCGCCGCGCCAGGACUACGUUUCCCAGCGGCUCCUCCCGGGGCUGCACAUGCUCCUUGCUGCUCCCGGCGGCUCCCGGCAGCUCCCGGUGCAGUUCCCAGUGUGGCUCCCGGUGGACCCAGGUGCGGCUCCCGGUGCGGCUUCCGCCGCCAUCCCCGGCGCGCGGUCCCCAGUGGGUCCCAUCCCCAGCGUGGCUCCCGGUGCAGCCCCCGCUGCCCGGGGCCUCCCCCCGCGCCAUGCCCCGGGGGCGAGCCUGGACGCAGGCGGAGGUCGGCAGUCUGCUGGCGCUGGUGGGGGGCUCGGGGGAGGCCGCCCUACUGAUGGCCUCCACCUCUCGGCCCAACGAGGCUCUGUGGCAGCAGAUCUCCCGUGGGCUGGCGGCGGCCGGCUACAGCCGUAGCGUGGCCCAGUGCCGCUCCAAGUGGAAGGCGCUUAAGCAAGCUUUCCACUCGGAGCGAGAGACGCGACGCAGAGCCGGACUCCACUCUCCCCGCCUGCCUCCGCACUACCGAGCCAUGAAGAGCAUCUGGAAGGCUGCCGGGCGACCGGUCUUCCGCGAGCGGCGACUGCUGGACCUGGGGAAGCUGCCCCCCAGGAGGCGCAGAUCGGCCCCUGCCACCUGCUCUCCAUCCUCACCAGUACCACCAGAUUCCCAGGGCACACUGCUGUCUCCGCUGCUGUGGCGUGUGAAGGAUGAGCCAGAGAGCUCCUGCGGGGAGCACAUCGCUGGAGCAGUGCCUGACCCCACAGCUGUCCUAAACACCGCUCACUGCAUCCCUCUCCUUCCCAUCCUGGGCAGUCACGCUAUUCUGAAACAGGAAAGUGCUGAGCAGAAGGCAGGUUUCCCCAUUGAGACAUCGCCGGGGACGGGAGGAGGAAACAUUGCGCUGCCAGUGCCCACUGCAGCCCCUGGCUCUCCCAGACCCAGUGAGCAGACAGCAGCGGGUGAGGAUGUGCCGGACGCCAGCCUGCAAGGCUGUGGCGUGGCGGGCCUGCUGCAGAGCGUGCAGCAGCUGCUGGUGCAGAUUCUGCAGACGUCGCGACAGCAGCAGGCGCUGCUGGAGAGCCUUGCCAGCGACACCGUCUCCCACCUCCACCUCCUCUCACACAGCCUGGUGCAGGUGGGCGAGACCCUGCACCAGCUGCUGCUCCGACCACAAGCCCCCCCCAGCCAUGGUGCCCCACACAUUCCCCUUUUUGGGGGUGGCCCCCCGGUGCCACUGCUCUCUGGGCUGCCUAGUGCUUCCCCGGAUCCCAAAGAGGAGUGCCGGGCAUCUCCUGGCUCUGGCUGUGCCCUGCCAUGAGCGUGCUCGUGGCACAAAUCUUUAUAACAGGAGCUCUGGGGAUUUUAGAUGUUUAUAGAAGACACAGAUUUUAGUAACAUUAAAAAUAGCUUUUGUAUCAGCA
Gallus gallus (chicken) is the source of this 1462-nucleotide messenger RNA. Its product is annotated as undifferentiated embryonic cell transcription factor 1-like. The record is from RefSeq and is a predicted model, not a curated record. NCBI's taxonomy places the organism in Eukaryota, Metazoa, Chordata, Aves, Galliformes, Phasianidae. The transcript has 8 exons. The coding region runs from base 31 to 1359 and encodes 442 amino acids.